AUUGAAGAACAGACAUAUUAAAACGACUGGCUCACAAGUAUGAGCUUCUUCUUUCAAUUUUCCAUUGUCUUCCUGGUUUUUAGUGGAGUAUUUGCACAACCAACUCACGAGGAAUGUAGAGAAGAAUUGAAAAGAGCUGUGGAUUGUGCUAAGAUUGUUUCUCCCAGUAUUUACGAGUUCACCGACGAGAAAACAUUUCAAGAAAACAAGAAAACUGUCGAACAAUCUAGAAAAUGCACUGGCGAGCUUCAGUGCGAUGUAACCAAGAGUAUUGUUAAAAUGGAUUCCGCAAAAUUGGAAUUUGUCGAAAAAUUGAGUAAAAUUAAUUGGUGUACUGGAAAUAACGUAUACUCAAAAGUCAAGCAACAAUGUGCAAAAAGCACAAAAGCGGCCAAACAAUCCUGCUCGAGUUAUUCGGAAUUUGUUACCUGCAUCGAGGAAAACUUGGCUAAGCAGCCAUCAUGCACCCAAGAGGAUGUCGAAAAGUUCAAAACUUUCUCCAAUUUGAUCAUCGAAAUCUGCAAUCUGAAAAUGGAUCAUAUCAAAGCAUUUUCAGAUUUCAAAAAGGCUGAUUUUAUUCAAUAAAGUGGGAAAAUUUACGAAUA
Molecule: messenger RNA, 605 nt
Organism: Caenorhabditis elegans
Lineage: Eukaryota; Metazoa; Nematoda; Chromadorea; Rhabditida; Rhabditidae
Gene: Y57G11C.40
Product: DUF19 domain-containing protein
Exons: 3
Coding region: 40-585 (181 amino acids)
Source: RefSeq, marked reviewed